UCCUUCCCCGCCCUCCCACUCAGGGACGAGGGAAAAGAUAGGGCCGGGAAAGGGCAAUCUGAGCUUUCUCUCUCUCUUAUGCCAUGUGGUAGGCUCAUCCUCCAAGUCCUGCUCCUGUCCUUUCCUGAAAACUUGAUUUGCUUCCCAGUCCAAAGAAGAGCUGCUCGGAGUUCAGCCAGACUUUGGACAGAAGGACGCUUGCAGCUCAAGCUAACAGACCGGGUCGCUCCUAAAGGAUAUCAUCUCCAUUCAUGAGUUCAAGUAAAAGAGUGGAUUUGAAGAUCAUUAUCAUUGGAGCUUUGGGUGUAGGGAAAACCUCUCUCCUCCACCAGUAUGUUCACAAGAAAUUUUAUGAAGACUAUCGAACUACCCUUGGAGCCAGUAUCUUGACAAAAAUGGUGGCUGUGGACCGCACGCCACUCAAAUUGCAGAUUUGGGACACUGGCGGGCAGGAACGAUUCCGGUCCAUGGUAUCUACAUUCUACAAAGGUUCAGAUGGAUGUAUGCUGGCCUUUGAUGUGACAGAUAUGGAUUCCUUUGAAUGUUUGGAGGAUUGGAGGGAAGAUUUUCUGCAAAAGGUUAUCCCUACGGAGCAAGGCUUCCCAAUGGUCGUAUUGGGGAAUAAAAUUGAUUUGAAUGACCGCCAGGUGUCCAAAGAGACAGCUUCUUUGUGGUGCAAAGAAAAGGACAUUGCAUACUUUGAAGUUAGUGCCAAGAAUGACAUCAAUGUAGUGAAUGCCUUUGACACAUUGGCAAGACAAGCUCUAUCAAGGUACAAAGGGAUCAUUGAGAACUACCUAACGGAUUCUAUAAAACUCACUCCCGAAGACGGGCCCAAGAAAAAGUGCUGCUGAGAUGCCAUUUGGAGAGAUGAGGCAUUUCCAUUCAAUCCAAAGGUUGCAGCAAGGGACAGAGAACAGGCAUAACUGUGAACAACUUCCCUUUUGGGCCUUGUCCAUCACGGAUGGCGGAAUAACUGAAGGAAUCUCAUCCCAUGUUGCAGAAAAAAAAUUAAAAGACGACAGAUAAUGACUGGACAUGCAAAUCACCUGAAGUCUCCAGAUAAUGUUAAAACAGCUGAAUCACUUCAUGGAUCUGCCCAUUGCUGUUUCAUUCAAGCAUUUCUGAGAUGCCAUUUCGAAACUCAGACCCAUUCAUCAAAAUACCUCUAUGACAUGACUUGAUUAAUUGACCUGGUCUGAUUUGGCUUCUGUCUUCUACACUUUGUUACAUAAUGGAGAUUGUGCCACAGUAGAGAAUUCUGAACAGCUUCUGGCACUUGACUGGAAUAUAAAGUACAUUCCUGAAAAGUAGCCCAACUUGAGAUGGCAUAAGGGAAGGCACAGUCCUCAAGUUUCCUCCCUUGCAAACAUAAUCCUCAGCUGCAUGCAGUGAUUUUGGUCCAGACAUUCAAAAAGUUCACAUUUGUUCACUAAAUGUACAAAGGGUGAAGUAAUGACACAAGCAGCUUGAAAUGUCUAGUAUCAGGGCAGACUGUUUUAAUUAUCAAAAAGGUGGAUUGCUAAAUUUCCAGAAUGCAAUCCAAGCAAUUUGUGUUUGGGUUUGCAUUCUUCAGUUUAUAUUCUUAGAAAGUAAGAGCAGAUUUGCAAAUUCGCCUAGCACAUCAAAAUCUGGAGAUUUUCCUAGGGAGUUUAACUUGGUUCUGUCUGGCAUAUUUUGGUUAAGAGGAUUUAUCCUGCAUGCACAGAAAUUGUCACUUCAAUGAGGGAUUUCCACAAGUUGCUUUAAAUUGCAUCCCACUUGUUCAGUGUUAUAAAAAUAAUGGAAACUCACCUUGACACAAGUACUAGACAAAUCUGUGCAAUGGGAUGUUGAAUACUGAGGCUGAAACCCACAGAUUUAGAUGUGUGAAUGUCCCCAUUGACCUAAAUGGGAGUAAUGCCUAUUUCAAAAGGGAAUUUUGCAAUGUACAGUGACAAUAGAAAAUACUAAGGGAACUUUUAAAAAACUAUUUUAUAUAAUAGAAAUGAACAUGGAAUGGAAUCAACUUGAACAUGAAAACAUGUAACAGAUGACGGGGUAUGAAAUAAGUUUAUUUUCUAGAUCCCUUUCAUGUAAUGCGCCUUUUUAAACAUUGUUUUAAGGUUUGGCAGAACAUUAGAGAUGACAUAUUUUAUUAUUGGAGACUUAUAGAGAACUAAGAUGAGUAAUUAACAAAGUGCAAAAGAAGAAGGGAAAUAAAUGAUAGGACAAAUUUAAUGACUGAUAUUCAUGGGACUGUAUAUGCGGGUUAUUUAAGUUGUAUUGUAUAUGAGACUUAAAUUUGUGAACUGUUUUAUAGGGAUUUGUUAAUUAUGUCUAAAAUGCGAAUGUAACAUCAACAUUGAUAUGAAUGUCUGUUUCUUUCCAUGCCUUCUGUUCCUUACAAAGAAAGGCUAAUUGGGGAGGGGGGGGGGGUUAGAAUUUAGAAAUAUGGCUAAAUGGGACAAUGACAGAACUAUAUAAAAUUUUUGUAUAAUACAGAAAAUUGAUACAUUUUUCUCCCUGCCUAAAAAUUCUAGAAGUCAUGCCUACCCCCAAUAAUAUUGAUGAGCAACAACAGGUGAAUAAUAAUAACUGCCCAACUGUGUUGAACCACAUUAGAGUAGGAAUAGUUUGUGUACAACGUUCAUAAUUAACUGAAUGGUAUGAUACAUGACAAAAGUCCCCACACAUACAGUACAUUGAUGUCAUCCAUAAAUUUUGGUUAACAGUUCUGUGAUUUGGGGAUUUGGCUAUAGAUGAAUUAACCAGCUCAUUCCAUCAAUAGAUCCUGAUGGCUUAAUCGCAGGGAGGGAUGAACUGGCAAUGGGGUUCCACACAAAUUGUCUUGCUACUGUGCUGGUUCACCACCUAAGUGCAAUAAAGUCCUUAGAAAUUCCAUAUGGAUUCUAGAUAUCCCA
This is a messenger RNA of Anolis carolinensis (green anole), 2903 nucleotides long. It is a transcript of the gene rab7b, whose product is annotated as RAB7B, member RAS oncogene family. Gene Ontology annotation, molecular function: GTP binding; GTPase activity. The record is from RefSeq and is a predicted model, not a curated record. Gene Ontology annotation, cellular component: late endosome; lysosome; phagocytic vesicle. Lineage: Eukaryota; Metazoa; Chordata; Lepidosauria; Squamata; Anolidae. Gene Ontology annotation, biological process: endosome to lysosome transport; phagosome-lysosome fusion. Bases 252 to 854 code for a protein of 200 amino acids. The transcript has 6 exons.